AUGAAGACGUCAAAUUGUUUGAAGACGAUGCUGAAGAUCAACUCCCGAACCUCGUCUGAUUCAGACGAUGGGAAGGACCUAUGUCCUUUUUGUGACGAAGAAAUGCCACCGAACCCUUCAAGUAAACUCCUGAAGAUGAAGGCUGAACUGCUGUUGUUGCCCAAUAUUACCAAAGGAAUCGGACGGCCAGGAGCCAUGAGUCUACCAUGGCUGCAAAGGGCGUCCUUCUGUGGACUACACGAUGCCGAACGUGAAGUAAUACCUCAUGGGCUUACUCAAGGUUGGCCAACUUCAAUUGACUUCAAAAAACUUGAAAGGGUCUCAUUCAAACUUGCUUUUGAAGAUCAUCCAGCGUAA
Messenger RNA from Melampsora larici-populina 98AG31, 357 nucleotides. RefSeq lists its product as uncharacterized. The record is from RefSeq and is a predicted model, not a curated record. Lineage: Eukaryota; Fungi; Basidiomycota; Pucciniomycetes; Pucciniales; Melampsoraceae. The coding region runs from base 1 to 357 and encodes 118 amino acids. The transcript has 3 exons.